Drosophila willistoni is the source of this 2137-nucleotide messenger RNA. RefSeq names its product zinc finger protein weckle. Gene Ontology annotation, cellular component: nucleus. The transcript has 3 exons. Bases 93 to 2090 code for a protein of 665 amino acids. Gene Ontology annotation, biological process: regulation of transcription by RNA polymerase II. NCBI's taxonomy places the organism in Eukaryota, Metazoa, Arthropoda, Insecta, Diptera, Drosophilidae. Gene Ontology annotation, molecular function: RNA polymerase II cis-regulatory region sequence-specific DNA binding; zinc ion binding; DNA-binding transcription factor activity. The record is from RefSeq and is a predicted model, not a curated record.
CAGUUCCAGUUCCAGUGUACCCUGCAAUAUGUUUUCGUUGCAUAGGGAUUUUUUAUAAACAAAUAGAUUUAAUUAUUAUUAAAUUUUGGGCCAUGUCGGCAACGGAUGAUAGCAACAAUUGGCAUCUCUGGUGUCGCUUGUGUGCCAAGGAUGACUUGCAAGGCAAUAUUAAUGUAUUCCUAAAGAAUGAACAGACAAAUACAGGAGACUCAGCUCUGGCCACAGCCAUAGGAAGAUAUUUCUGGGUGAACAUUACCCGCGGCGAGGAAUUGCCGGAAAUGAUUUGUGCCGAUUGCUUGACACUUGUAACUACUUUGGUUAACUUCUCGGAGAGGAUAACACGAGUUCAGAAAUUCUAUUGCAUAUUGCAAAGUCACAAAUCACAGGAUGAAGUGAAUCUUAGAGAGCUGAGAUUGAAAUUUGGUUUAAUUGAUGACGAGGAAGAGGAGGUUGAGAGAGAGGAAAAGGAUGUACAGAAUCUGACGGAAGUGCAUUAUGUGGAUGAGAAACCGAAAAUUGAUAUGGAAGACGAAUUGAAUGUAGAAGAAGAAAUGGCAACAGAUUUACCAAACGAGGUAGAAAAUCCCCUCAAUGAAGAUCAGGAUGAAGAAGGGAGAGAAGAAGAGACAGAAACGGAAGAAAUUGUAGAAAAGGAAGGUGAACAUCAACAGGAUGAGGAAGAGCAAUUUCUAUUAAAAUUUUGCAAUACGUAUGGACUUGAUGAAAACGAUGAGGUCGAUGGCAAUGAAGAAAUCGUUGGUGAUGACGAGGAUGAGGAGGAGGAGGAUGAAGCGGAGGAGGAACCCGGGAAGGAUAAAGAUAACAAUUUGGCCAUAAAAUCAAAACCAAAUUCUCGCUCGAAACGUAAUAAAUCGCAUCAAUGUUCUGAAUGUAAACGUGUCUAUGCCACAUCAGGCACUUUGAGUCGUCAUUUACGCUAUUGCCAUGCAGAAGCAACAACCACAUUAAGCACAUCGCCCAUGGCACAAUUCUCAUGCCCCGAGUGCCCAAAGAAAUUCCAUAAUCAUUGGAAUCUAAAACGUCAUACACAACAGCAUUUGCCAUUGCCCAAACGUAAAAUGUUUCCCUGUCCCAAUUGUGAUAAGAAAUUCACUAGCAAUGCCUCAGCCCUACAACAUGUCCAAUAUAUGCAUCAGGAUGAACGUCCACGUCCAGUUAUAUGCGAACAAUGCGGCGUAGCUGUCCACUCGAUUAGUGCUCUCAAGGAGCAUGUUCUCAAGCAUACAGAUUAUGCCCCAUUUGAGUGUGAUAUAUGCAAGAAAUGUUUCAAAAGCUCAAAUCGUCUGAAGCAUCACAAGGAAACGCAUGAUCCACAUAAAUAUAUAUGCCCCGAAUGUGGCAUGCAACUGAAUUCACGUCCCACCUUGAAUCGUCAUCGUUUAGUCCAUACGGAUAAGAUGCAACAUAAAUGCGAUUAUUGUGGCAAAGAAUUUAAACGUGCCAAAGCUCUGAAGAAUCAUUUGAUUCUGCAUACGGGCCUAAAACCAUAUUCCUGUGAUUUUUGUGAUCGCACCUUUGCCAAUGGCUCCAAUUGUCGGACGCAUAAAAAGAAAUCCCAUCCCGAAGAAUUGGCCGCUCAAGAGGCAGCUGGCGGCGCUAAGAACUAUAAUCGUAAUAUCCCCAAAUUGGAGGCGUUAAAGGCAUUUACAAAAAACAGGGAUAAUUUAUCUCCGGUGGUUACCAAGCAGAGUGGUUGCUUUGCCUUUGGAAAGAAACCCAAGCCGCAGAUUAAAUCAGAUGCUUCUCCACUUGCCAAUGAAGUUAGUCCACCAGCUGCAUCAUCAUCAUCGAUAGCCACUAUACCCACCAUUGAUAAUAUCUAUAAUCAUAUAAUGAAACAGCAAUCCCCGCCAGCUACCAAACCGGAACAGACCACAACAACGUAUGUGGUCCAUCAACAGCAGCAGCAGCAAACGACCCCGCAGCAGCAGCAGCAGCAGCAGAUUCUUAUCUCAAGUGAUGGCAGUGCAACACUGGUGACCACCACUCAGCAGCAGCAGCAGGAGGAGGAGCAGCAGCAACAGAACUUGGACACCAGUCCGAGUGGCACCCAAAUUUACUCAUAUUAGAAACCAGGGACACAAACAGACAUUCUCUCAUGCGCAUGUCCUGUGUA